Molecule: messenger RNA, 966 nt
Organism: Cercopithifilaria johnstoni
Lineage: Eukaryota; Metazoa; Nematoda; Chromadorea; Rhabditida; Onchocercidae
Source: the annotation of a GenBank genome assembly
AUGAUGUCACUAACAAAAUCUUCCAAGCAGUACGCUUCAUCAACUGCCGUAAUGGAACGACGAAAGUGUGAAAAGGAACGAAACAAAUUGUCGAUGAAGAGGAAAUUACCAUCAGAUGCAAAGAGUCGUUUUGGCAAAGAAUUUUUCGCGAAAUUAUGUGAGCUAUUUCAAAGUGUUGAACAGGAUGCCUGUGACCAGUUACGUCAAAUGCAUGAUGAGGUAUCAGCAUAUUACAAAGAACAUGAUUUGAAUGUUAUGUGGAUAUCGGAUGAUGAGGUCGAUAGUAAGGAAGUUAAGGCUCCGUUAUCAAAGAAAACUCAUCAGGAUGUUAGUAAAGGCGAUAUGCGCUCUAUAAAUAUUCCGCGAUCGAAAUUGGAAGCCAAAGAAAAACUGAAACAAAAAUCGAACGCCAAAAAUGUAGUGGUAAAUACCUCACCAAUUCCAACAUCUUUGUUAUUGUCUCAAUUCGAAUUAAGCGAUGAUUCCGAUGACAGUAGUUCCCGAAAAUUCUCCGGACCCCAAACCAAAAAUUGCAAGAUUUGUUAUGCAUGUAAUGCUGCCACAAGUUCGCCAAAUAAUAUGAUCUUAGAUUGUGAAGAAUGUGGUAAAACCGUUCAUCAGAAAUGUGCUCGUCCUGAAAUUACGGCUUCACAAGCCAAAGAUCCACGUUUUCUAUUCGUCUGUAAUGAUUGCAAAGACCGUGAAGACGAGAAAAUGGGAUCAGGCUGUUCGAAAUCAACUUCUAGUUUCAAGAAGAAUGACAAAGGAAACAUGCCAAAGUCUUCAGAAGAAAGAAUUCAACCGCUAAAACCAGAAAACGAUAUCUUGGUAACAUUCUCAAAUUUCGCUGCUAAGAAAGCAAAGAAAUCCGUGUCAUCAGGAUCCGGUGGUAGUUCAAAUCUGCAAGUUGGCGGUGUCACAAUGAAUAAAAUACUUUCUCCCUUUAAUGCCAAGGAUCGGAAAUAA